CUUUACAUUUAAUGUCGUCUGCAUCAGUCAUGUGACGUCAAUAUAUGUUCAGUUUGCAAUGAUAGUUGGGAAGAUAAUGGUGCUGACUUAAUUGUAAUGUAAAUCUUAAGGAAAGACUUAUAUGAGUGAUUCUUCAGUUAAUUAUUUAAUGAAGUGUUUAUGAAUUCACGGCUGUUGAUCCGAUACGAGAUGUCAAAUUAAAAGCUGCUGUACAGAAUAGGAAGACUGGCUAAAUUCAAACGCCCCCAGUAUUUUUAAGAAGUUGUUUAAAUUUCCUGUAAUAUAUUUAGUCAUACAACUGAGAUGUUUUCAGCUACAUAAAUAUCAUUUCGUUCACCAUGAAAGCACGAUGACAGUGGUUGUAAAAGUGGUGAAUGUAGGAUCGUCUGUGGGCGGAAUGUUAAACAAGUCACAACGUCUCUUGUUGGGGCUCUUCGUCCUUCUGCUAGUUGAUGUUAUAUGGGUAUCUUCCUCAGAGUUGACCAAGUAUAUAUAUCACAAUGAAGAUUUUGAAAAACCUUUCUUCAGCACAUAUGUGAAGACUUCAAUGUUCACUCUGUAUCUUCUGGGGCUGUGCUUUUGGCCACCUUGGAGGGACCAGUGUAACAAACCUGCCACAUAUAUGUAUAUUGACCCAAAUGUGGAAGAUGAAAACUUCUAUACAGAGGGAACUACAAGUCUGAGUGAUCCUACAUUUGUUCCAAUAAAAUUCCCAGAUCUGAGUGACAGAAGCUCAGGAACUGAGAGUGAUGACUCAUCUGUAAAGUCUGUACGUUUCAGCAAACUUGCUGAGGUUCGCCACAUGUCAGAGACUGAUGCAACUGAAGCACUUUUGGCACGUCUGUCAUAUCAAGCCAGUGUACGUGCGGGAGAAGUUGCAAGACGAGCAGCUAGUAAAUUCCCUAUACAGAAAGUUGCAAAAAUUGCUCUUAUAUUUUGCAUUUUGUGGUUUAUUGCCAACUAUACAUAUCAGAUUGCUCUAGCUGAUACUGAAGCAGGCAUUGUCACAGUUCUGUCUUCAACAUCCAGUUUAUUUACGCUUAUAUUGGCUGCUCUUUUUCCAUCGAACCUUGGUGACCGCUUCACUCUGUCUAAAUUGGUAGCUGUUUGUAUUAGCAUCAGUGGACUUGUGCUGGUCAGCCUGUCAGACCUCAAAGUUGAAUUGAAGGUUCCAACAGGAGCUAUUUUGGCUCUAGUUAGCGCUUUCUUCUAUGCUGCAUACUUGGUCUUCUUACGUAAGAAAGUAGAUCAUGAAGAUAAAAUGGACAUUCCUAUGUUUUUUGGAUUUGUUGGAUUGUUUAAUCUGCUACUGUUGUGGCCAUUGUUCUUCCUUUUCCACUACAGUAAUUGGGAAUUGUUUGAAUGGCCUACACAGCAUCAGUGGACAUUCCUCUUACUCAAUGGCUUGGUUGGAACUGUACUAUCAGAAGUACUUUGGCUCUGGGGCUGUUUCUUGACAUCAUCACUGAUAGCUACUGUUGCCAUAAGCCUCACAAUUCCAAUGUCAAUGUUUGCUGAUGUGGUGUUUAAAAGAGUGAAUUAUCCAUCCAUGUUCUACAUUGGUUCUGUACCAAUGUUUCUUGCAUUUUUUGCUGUAACAUUGCUUGCCCAUUAUGAGAACUGGGACCCUGUGAUGGAAGGUAUUCGGAGGUGCUACAUCUUUGUGUUUAGAAGAAAUCGACCAGUCAGAAUCUCUGAUUGUGAAGAUGAGCAAACCGAAUCAUUGAUUGGAAUCAACUCUGGAGACCACGAAGCAUAAUUAGUUGUGUUUCAUGUUCAUGUUACAUAAAGAAGCAGAUCUGUGAACUCAUUUGGUUUCUCAUAAUGAUAUCAAGAGACAGGAAAUUGUCAGGUGUUGUAACAAUUUAUAGUGAAUAUUUGACUGAUAUUUGCCCUGAUAUAUGUAAUGAAUGUUAUAAUGGAAUUUCAUAUUUAGAAGUUUGCAAGAUAAGAAGAAAAUCACUCAGCAGUUUGGAUAAUUUGAUGCAGUGGAGGUAUUUUCAAGUAUUUGAAUAAAUGAACUUAAUAGACAAAUAGGCAUGCAGUUACAUACUGAUUUUUAUUGCUGUUUGCCAGGGUUUUCAAUAUAAACUAGAUUAUACUGUAGUUCAGAGAAUAAUGAUUCACUCAUGUGUGUAUCUGUUGCACAUCAUCUGUUUUAUUACCUUUAACCAGUUGCUUUAAAGCAGGGAUGCCCAAUUUUGAGCCUGGGUUUGUUAUUUGUGGUUAGCACACAGCUUAGAUAUAAUCACAUAUAUAUUGACCUGGCAUGUUGAUUUAUUGGUAAGAAACCUGAUCUGUAUUUAGAGGUAGUAGUUAAAAGGCUCACCUAUAAGCUGCCCCAGAUUUUUCAUGGUUUUAGUCAUACAUUGAAAUUAACCAUGACUGCUUUCUCUACCACACUUUCCUGUUCACUGUACAUAAUGAUCCUACUGGGCAUAUUUGUCCCAACACAUUUAUUAGAAAACAAUAUUUCUAUAUAUUCAGAUGUCUUUCAUAAUGUCAUCAUGGAAUAGCUUGAUAUUUUGCAUAGAUUCAAUUUUUUUUUUUUA
This is a messenger RNA of Zootermopsis nevadensis, 2552 nucleotides long. Its product is annotated as solute carrier family 35 member F5. The record is from RefSeq and is a predicted model, not a curated record. Lineage: Eukaryota; Metazoa; Arthropoda; Insecta; Blattodea; Termopsidae. Gene Ontology annotation, cellular component: membrane.